GGUGUAAGGACUGCCCUUCAGGAGGCUGGGUGAAGACUGCCCUUCAGGAAGCUGAGCAGAGACGCGGGGUUGAAGACUGCCCUUCAGGAGGCUGAGCAGAGACGGGGGUAAAGACUGCCCUUCAGGAGGCUGAGCAGGGACGCGGGGUUGAAGACUGCCCUUCAGGAGGCUGAGCAGAGACGGGGGUAAAGACUGCCCUUCAGGAGGCUGAGCAGAGACGGGGGUGAAGACUGCCUGUCCUUCAGCGUUCGUGUGAAGAGGUGAAGUUACGGAACGGCCGUACGAGUACGGCUGGAUACGAGGGUGAAAAAACUCAUACCUGGAAACGCGCGAUAUAUAGUUGGGUAGAUAAGUGAUUCGAGCCGUAAAUAUAAACAGUGUCCAGUUUUUUACUGACAGUGACAGUAUUUAAGAAUCGUAUCUGGCUCUUAAAGGGCCAUUUUUGGCUUAGAGUCAAACCCGAGCGAUUCAGACCGAUCUUUCAUGUCGCUCUUGUUUAGAAAGAUUUUGCCCGAAGGGUCGACGUUGUUGUUGGAUUUUUUGGUCAGGUAAACUCGUCGCGUUUUUAUAUAUCGUUUAGUUUUCCAUAAACUACUCGACCGUUAGUAAUAAAGAGCUAGGUAAGCUGCCAAAUGUUUGAGCGGUUAAUAGCUCCCAGAGAUAGCUAGCUAUCGUAGCUAGCUUAGCUAACCAAGCGAAAUGGACUGUCACGACGGUCACCACAGAACUGACCCACAUCGAGGGAAUCGCUUAUAGCUAAAAUUAGCCAACAAAGCUUAGUCAGCCUGCUAGAUUCAGUAGCUCACUUAGAGACAGACUGUUUCAGUGCCAUGUUUUUGUGACCAAGCGAUGUCAGGACGGCGAGAUUUAACGUUUCGAGAGUUAGCUGUGUAGGUUGACGAAAUAAAUCCGGAUGAAAUGCAAGGUAGACUCGGUGGUGAAGUCUCUAAUAAUACGGCGUCAGUGCGGAAUCGUAGUGCUAGCCAGUGAGCUAGCUGCUUGAUCGGUUGCCCGAAGCUAAGUUGCGCUGCACUUCGGAGAAUCAAAGUCAACAUGGAGCAAAGCUGUUUGUAAAAGCUGGAAAUCAUGUACUCUCUGUUCACGAUCGUAUGCAAAAAUCCUGCCAUUGGACUGUUCCGAUCGGGCGAAUGAACGCGGACACUUGGCUGGAGAGAAGAGGAAAACGCACAUCUACGAAACUUGGAGCAAGUGGCCCGGUUCUACUUUGGGCGAUAAACGUUAAGGGUAUGGCCGUCUCGGGCCGUGUGUCGGUCCUGGCGUUAGGGCUGUUCGCCCAGCUGCUUCUCAGCCCGGUUGCUGCUGCUCAGGGUGAGGAGAUAGAGUGUGCGUUCACUGACCAGGACCAGCAGACGGACGAUCAUAGCGUGGCAGGUGAUCGGCGGGUGACACGGGAGAACAACACCAUCCUAUGCAGUAAGAGCAGCCGCUGCUAUGGCCUCUGGGAGAAAACCCACGACGGGGACAUUCGCCUCGUCAAACAAGGCUGCUGGACUUACACUAGUGACCAGCAGGAGUGCCCUGAUGACCGUUGCGAGACCACCGCUCAGUCACACAUCCAGAAUGGCACCUACCGCUUCUGUUGCUGCAGCACCAACAUGUGCAACGUCAACUUCACAGAGAACUGGGUGCCCAGUCCCACCAGUGCCACCAUCCUAGACCCGCAGACUCUCUCCUGGCAGGAGGCCAUCUUCAUCACCUUGGCGUCCGUCUCCAUAGUAGCCGUGCUCUUCGUGGCGCUCUUCUUCGGCUACCGCAUGCUGACAGGAGACCGCAAGCAGGGCCUGCACAAUAUGGACAUGAUGGAGGCGGCAGUGUCCGAGCCCUCUCUGGAUUUGGACAGCCUGAAGCUGCUCGAGCUGAUUGGUCGAGGGCGCUACGGUUCAGUGUACAAGGGCUCCCUGGACGAGCGUCCGGUGGCAGUGAAGGUCUUCAGCUACACAAACCGGCAGAACUUCGUCAACGAACGAGCCAUUUACCGAAUCCCCCUGCUGGAGCACGACAACAUAGCGCGCUUCAUCGUGGGCGACGAACGGCUGACUCCGGACGGGCGCAUGGAGUACCUGCUGGUGAUGGAGUACUACCCACACGGCUCCCUGUGCCGGUACCUGAGUCUGCAUGCUCUAGACUGGGUCAGCUGUUGCCGUCUUGCUCACUCUGUCACUAGAGGACUGGCCUACCUGCACACGGAGCUCCUGAGAGGAGAUUCUUAUAAGGCAGCAGUGUCACACCGGGACCUAAACAGCAGAAACGUUCUGGUUAAGAACGACGGCACGUGCGUGAUCAGCGAUUUCGGCUUGUCCAUGAAACUGACGGGGAACCGCCUUGUCCGGCCCGGAGAGGAGGAGAAUGCGGCCAUCAGUGAGGUGGGCACCAUCCGCUACAUGGCCCCGGAGGUGCUGGAGGGUGCGGUGAACCUGCGCGACUGCGAGUCUGCCCUGAAGCAGGUGGACAUGUAUGCCAUUGGCCUGAUCUACUGGGAGACCUUCAUGCGCUGCACAGACCUCUUCCCAGGCGAGACGGUUCCUGACUACCAGAUGGCGUUCCAGGCGGAGGUUGGGAACCACCCGUCCUUCGAGGAUAUGCAGGUGCUGGUGUCCCGGGAGAAGCAGAGACCCAAGUUCCCCGAAGCCUGGAAGGAGAACAGCCUGGCGGUGCGCUCUCUGAAGGAGACGAUGGAGGACUGUUGGGACCAGGACGCCGAGGCACGUCUGACGGCGCAGUGUGCGGAGGAGCGCAUGGCCGAGCUGCUCCUCAUCUGGGACAGGAGCAAGCCUGUCAGCCCCACGGUCAACCCCAUGAGCACAGCCCUUCAGAAUGAGAGGAACCUCACCCACAGUCGCAGGGUUCCAAAGAUGGGGCCUUACCCAGACUACUCCUCCUCCUCUUACAUUGAGGACCACGAGGGCAUGGUUAAGAACCUUCCUGGAGACAUGUCCACGUCAGGCACGUCCUCGGUGAGCGGCAUGGCCGGGAGUGGGGUGGGCACGGCCACAGGGGGCGCUGGAGAGAAGAACAGGAACUCCAUCAACUAUGAGAGGCAACAGGCCCAGGCCCGCCUCCCCAGCCCUGAGACCAGUGGAGCGAGUCUCUCGACUGCCGCCACCACCGCAGGACUCACCCCCAGCACAGUCAUGACCACCAUCUCCGAGUCGGGCCACUCUGAGGAGGCCACAGGUGGGGGUGGCGUCCCAGUCUGUCUGCAGCUCACUGAGGAGGACCUGGAGACCACGAAGCUGGACCCCAAGGAGGUGGACAAGAAUCUGAAGGAGAGCUCGGACGAGAACCUGAUGGAGCACUCGCAGAAGCAAUUCAGUGCCCCAGACCCACUGAGCUCAGGCAGCUCCAGUCUGCUCUACCCCUUCAUAAAGCUGGCAGCAGAGGUGACCGGAGGGGCGGGGCCAGGACCUCAGGCAGAGUUCGGGCAGGGCAGUGGGGGGAUGAGUGACACCCCACCGGCCAUGUUCCCCCUCCCCAAGCAGCAGAAUCUGCCCAAGAGACCGACCAGCCUUCCCCUAAACACCAAAAACCCCAGCAAAGAGCCCCCCUCCUCCCGGCUGAAGUUCGGCAAGCACAAGUCUAACCUGAAGCAGGUGGAGACGGGCGUCGCCAAGAUGAACACAGUGGUGGCCGGGGAGCCCCACCUGGUCACGCUCACAAACGGGCCGGUCGUGCGGAGCGGGGCAGCCGCGGUAAUGGUGAACGGCUCCGGCUCCUCGGGGCCGUUCGGGAACACGAACCCGGCUGGGCCGCAGGGCGAGGGCGGGGCGCCGCUGCUCCAGAGCCAGCUGAGCGGCGAGGACAGCCGCAUCAACAUCAACUCCAGCCCGGACGAACACGAGCCCCUGCUGCGGCGGGAGCAGCCCGCCGCCCGCGACCACGCUGGCCGCACCAACACUAACAACAACAACAGCAACGUCCGCGCCGGCAUCCCAGCCCCACCUGCCUCUCCGCCCGCUGUGACCGAGCCACCCCCAGCAGAGCCUCCUGCCCAGCCCACAGCGCCGCCUGUGAAUGGGGAUGCUCCCCUGAGACAGCCUAGGUCCAAGAGACCGGAGCGGCCCAACUCACUGGACCUGUCGAGCACCUCGCAGGACUCGGCUCUGUCAGGUGAAGGCUCAUGUCAGGAGGGCAAAGCCGCAUCAGGUGAGAAGAUAAAGAGACGCGUAAAGACACCUUACUCGUUGAAGCAGUGGCGCCCCUCUACAUGGGUCAUCUCCACAGAAACACUGCACGGAGAGGUCAACAACAACGGGUCAGGUGGAGGAGGGCAUGGGCCCUCGGGUGCCACCCGCUCCAAGUCCAGCACUGCCGUGUUCCUCGUCGGAGGGGGGACUGCCACCGCCACUCUUUCCUCUGGCCCACCUGGCAUGGCCUGCCUGUAAACUUUGACCUUUGAACUCUGCUGACAAAGGGCCACGAUCAGCUCGUCGAUACUGGAGGGUUUGCCAGCAUGUUAUCGUUUCCUAGGAUCCCAUCCGAAAUCAAGCGAGAGAAAGUUGAGAGGGGGGGAAAAAAAAAGGUUUUCGAGACGUAAUUUACAAGCACUUAACGUCAUGAUAUUUCUUGAACUUCUGACUUUCUUUGAAGAAAUUGCUUUAAACGGAACCCAGCUAUGCAGCAACAUUGGCUUACAAUGCUUCCAUCAUUUUUGUUGUUCCAUUUUAAAUCAAAGUAUGAUUGUAUGUAUGGUUGUCUGAUCAUUAUUUUCUUUUAUCUCUUGCACUUUUUUAGUAAUUUUAGUCACACAGUUAGUUUGUUUUCUUUGACCAUGUUUAUGGCUGGUCUUAAAAUCGAAAAAAAGAAAAAGAAAAUGACAAUGUGUUGAUUUAACAAUCAUGCUAGACUGCUCUUAUGGACAUGAAUGAAAUCUAGUCCAUAUAAAAAAGUCCAGUGAGAAAAGCAGUGGUCUCUAAGACACAUUUGACUGCAAUCGCAUCUGUUAUCCAUGUUUAUGCAUAGUACAUUCAUAUGUUAUGUUUCUGUUGUAUGUAAUACAACUGUGUAUCCCCCUUUUUUGUAUUACAUUUUGACAUGUGCAAUAGGCUUUAGCUUUGAGGUGCUUAAGACAUUUUUUAUGUUCUAUAUUUUUGCAGCUUUUUUAAAAUAUAAUAUUGUACACUAAAUGGUGCACUUACCAGCAACCAUGUGUCCACAGCCCCACCCCACUGGUAUUGUCAUGGAGGACAAUCCUGUACCUUUUCAAAGACCUGAGAAGGAAAAAUCAUUUUGAGCUGUUUUGGUUUGUUUGUUUGUUUUUUAUUUUUACUUUCGAGUGCUGGAGAGGCACAUGAACAAAGGAUGGGUCACAGCCUGCAAGCUUUAAGGACAGAGGAGACUUAGUUCUGUAACGGUCUGAAUCGAGUUCCACCUCAGACUGAUCUCUGGAAUAACAGUCUCUCUUCACAGACACUAGAACACAGCCGACUCGUUCCCUCCACUCUCGGCAGGGGGACUAUUGUGUUACGUACGCAGUGUUGAUCUGCAUGUGUCUGUGGGGAGUGAGCGCGUGUCCACAGUAACUGUCUAAUGCAAUGCUCUGUGUGUAUCUGCAGAAGGGUAAGUGAGAGUGCAACUUUACACUUGUGCAGAAGGCUCUCUGCUUCACUGAGCAUAGAUAUGUGAGAGUGGACGUCUAAGUGGCUUAGGUCAAGUGUUGCUGUCUGCAUUCCAUCGUCAAAAACAGCACCGUGAACCCCACAUAUGAACUUCUAAUGUAAUUUAUAUAUAAUACUCCAGCUACUCCUGUUCUCUUUCGGCCUCUGUUUUAUGAAAAUUAUAACAAAAAAGUAAUGUAAAAUGAUAAUUUGUGAUUUUAGUUGAAUGCAUCAGACAUCAAAGUAACGGUGCUGUUUUAGGGUCAGAGAGUUCUUUAGAUUUACUUAUGAGCACAAUCAUAAUGACAAAGGGAACCCGGCUCCAGAUCAGCACUCUUAAUAUUAUGGGUCUAUGCACCUGCAUUCUCUCUUACCUGUUACACCUGGACUGCUAAAUUUAAAUAUUUCUUUUUUUAUUUUCUUUUUUUAAUCUCCCUCUUUUUUACAUAGUGCCAAGAGCCAGAUUAUGUUUCUGGCAGAGUGUGUUUCGCUGAAUAAUUUCUGAAGCUGUUUUUAUUAUUAUUAUAAUGAAAUCAAUCAGUAAUAUGUUUAUAACUAUGUAAUACGGUCACCCUCCUGUCCCUUUUAAGUUUAUUAGCAGUUAAAGGGAUGCACUCAUUCAUCAGCGGGUUUUCUUCACUCACUAUGGUGCGUCUGGCCUUCAGUGUCAUUCAUGUCUAAGAGCAGUUUGAACAAAUGCUGCUAUAUCAUGCCUAUAAACGAAACAAAACCUCUUAAUGCCACUAGAGUCGGGCUUAUUCACAGUCACUGUUUCUCAUUUUUUAAAUAACCUCUACAUUCUGAAUGGACUGUGUAGUUAGAGGGCCGAUGAAGCGCCUGCCAGCUGAAUUUCCUUCCAUUAUACAAUGACUGCAUUCAGGGAUGAAUGCAUUUAGCUGAAGCUUCCAUCACUGUAAACUCCUGACCAGAGCCAUUCAAAUAACUAUAUACUGAUGCUCCAUGAUGGAAUCCCUGCAAGAUGCGGUACUGCAGGGCGAAGCUUUCCCUAAUAGAGACUUACUUACUUAAAAUACAUCCAUCAAGCACACUGUAUGCUUUGUGAGUUUCAGUUAUGUUGUUAGAAAAAAAUGAAGUCACUUGUCAAAUGCCACUUUUGACUAUUAAGAGUAGUAGUCAUGCUCUAUGCUCUGGAAAUUAUGGAGAAAAAUUCUGAAUUUUUAGCUUACUGAUUUCAAGAAAAGAAUCCUGUUAUUUCCUCCUAUCCAAAUUGUUGAUGCUGAAAUCUUACUCUUGUAUGUAUGUAAUAUAGGCUCAACAAUGCAGUAUAAAUCUAUCUGUAUAGAGUGCGACUGUGCACAUAUACAGAAGGCUCAACUGUUGCUGUGGGACCAAGAACAAUGCUCGAACACUGUGAUAUCUAUAUCUAGACAUGCCAGGCAGAUCUGAGUUACGUACAUUAUGUACACUCUGUUCAUCUCUGGAGCCACACAGAAGCAAAACCUUUGAAGCAACUUAAAUAUUACCCCUAAAAAAGACAAGUUACUAACUCCCAGUGAUGUAGCUUCCAGUGUUUUGGAGUUGACUGAUUUGAUGAUUUUGGGGAAAAGAUUUUUUGGCUGAAUAGUAAAGGAAUGUGGAAUUGUUUUGUUUUUUUGUUUGUUUGUUUUUUUGUUUUUGUUUUUGGUUGGGGUUUUUUGGGGGGGGGUGUUUUGUUUUGUCUGUUUGUUUGUUUUUUUGUUUUUUGUUUUGUUUUGUUUUUUUGAGUGAACUGACCUUCUGGCCUCCAAUAUUAAAUCAUGUCAAUGUUUACACCAGAAUCCACCUCUCUUACAACAUACUGCUGAACACUUAACAUUUCCAGUUAACCCUCUACAAUGCUGAUUAGGCUCAAACCCUCUUGAGCAGUUUUUUCUGGAUACAGAUCAAAUGUAUUGCUUUGGGGUACUUUCAGUGGAGAAUCACCCUUAACAGAGUUAUUGAGUCCACAGCUAGGCUAAGGUCUGUGUCUUUAACAACGUCCUUAUAUACGUUUAAUGCUCAGAGUCCUAUUAUGACAGCUCUCAAACUCUGCUGUACUCUAGAUUAAAAAGGCAGCUCUCAGUUACGAGGCUGUCACAGCUUGACCUCUAUAAUCAGUUAUAAAGAUUGAUGUGAAAGUAGUCCACGUUGCUAGUUCUGUAACGAACCCAUGUAGUCUUUUUUUAAUUAUACUGAGUCAUAUAAAUAUGAAUCUUGAUAUGCAAUUUAGUAAUAUAAAUCUAAUUAUGCAUUUCAAAAAUAUGCAUUUUCAGUCCCAGAAUUGCCAGAUCAACUGAAAGCAAAUGAAACAAGUAGAUUCCACAGUCUCUGCAGCCCUCUUCAAAUCCAAACACAAAUGCCAAAGUUGAAUUUAACAGGGCAAGCUGUUUGUGUGUGUGUGUGUGUGUGUGUGUGUGUGUGUGUGUGUGUGUGUGUGUGUGUGUGUGUGUGUGUGUGUGUGUGUUGAGAGAGAGAGAGUGAGAGAGAGAGCAACAGAGGGAGAGAAUGAAAGCGAAUGAAGCGUAUUUGUUCAUGAAGAUGGGCUGCUAUUUGUUUUCUUUUCAGGCCACACUGAAUUCACACUGAUGCUGAAGAGUCCAUUCAGACCUUGCAUAGAUUGUUGCUCAAAAAAGCCACUGAAAUGUUUUCUAUUACAGCUUGUAAAGUAAGCGCUAUGAUAAAAGAACAAAUGCUAACUACUCAAUUUAGUCUACUCAGAAAGAUAUAUGUUUAAAUACCACUUAGAAAUGAAGCUUGCUGUACAACCCUGCAUUACUCAAGUUGAUUAAAGAUUAUAUUAAUGAAAUCA
Electrophorus electricus (electric eel) is the source of this 8403-nucleotide messenger RNA. RefSeq names its product bone morphogenetic protein receptor, type II b (serine/threonine kinase) (gene bmpr2b). Lineage: Eukaryota; Metazoa; Chordata; Actinopteri; Gymnotiformes; Gymnotidae. Gene Ontology annotation, molecular function: ATP binding; transforming growth factor beta receptor activity. Gene Ontology annotation, biological process: cellular response to growth factor stimulus; BMP signaling pathway; protein phosphorylation. The record is from RefSeq and is a predicted model, not a curated record. Gene Ontology annotation, cellular component: plasma membrane; signaling receptor complex.